Gasterosteus aculeatus aculeatus (three-spined stickleback) is the source of this 5754-nucleotide messenger RNA. NCBI's taxonomy places the organism in Eukaryota, Metazoa, Chordata, Actinopteri, Perciformes, Gasterosteidae. The record is from RefSeq and is a predicted model, not a curated record.
GGGAGGCGGGGGGUGAGAACUUCCAUAUUAAAAGCAUUAUAAGGAGCAGAGUUUUCACUCCCACCACCCUCAUGAAAAAUGUACAGCGGCAUAUUCAUUACUUCAUUGAGCUAAGUGAGUGUGACAAGCGGAGAGCUGCAGCAACCGAGGGCAUGGAAGCAGCACUACAAAGGAGCCUUCGGCCGCUCUCUGAGGACAUGGCCAUUCCCGCCACUCGCGGGGGCUUCGUCUUUGCACUCUGUUUGUAUUCAUACAAACGGUCGAGGGUGCCGCGCACAGAAUGCAAGAGACAGAGUUCACUGAGGCCAAUUUGUCCUCUAAUCUAACGCGUGCUUAGUCAUUGGGGCGCUGAUCAAUUCACUGCCUUUUCAGUGUGACGAAUGUGACCCAUGAGCUAUGACUUUAGACCCUUACGCUGUAAAUGUGAUCAUCCAUUUGCAUCGGUUUACGAGACAUAUGGAUAUAAUCCUAGAAGAACAUAGAUUCUUUUUUUGUGAACCGGAUUAGAGGCCAUAUCAUGCUUACAAAGGGACAGAUUCAUAUGUGUGUGACCUUUAUGAGAUCUCCAAAGAUAUCCGAAGACGCCUAAUGCAUCAAAGCUAUUUACCAAAAUGGCAUGAACAAUUGCAAACAAUUAUAUCUGUCAUCUGUAAUUUCUUAAAGUGCUGAUUGCAAUGAAGUAUUCCGUCCACAUUUGUCCUCUGUACUCUUAGACGAUCCCCUCCCCGCGCCCCGUGGUCGUGACUCGCCCCCGGGCCUGCCCGUCUGUUCCCUCGGUGUCAUCUCAGGUCACCUUCAACCCUCUGAUUACCAAAAAAAAAAUAGUAAUUCAGCCACAACACUACAGGUGUGACUUUACUUUGAUGACCCCUCUGCAGCAACAACAUGCCUCUUUCUGCAGAGCAACAGUUUCCCCCAGAUGGACAAACAAAUGAAUGGCUGCUGCACUGUAGCACGGCCCCUAUCACCAUGGGCAAAAUGUGGGAUGUGGGAUUUAAAUCAUUUCUGAGACCGUGGAGGAGUCUAGAGAAUGGAAGAGAAGCUGACUAAUAACACGGGAUCCAGUAACACGGGCGGCUCCGAUGGUAAUGACUCCUCACUCCGGAAAUACCUCAUUCCCUGCAAAAAAAUGCAGUCAUCCGAGGCUGGUAUUCAAAUUCAAAACUACACACAAAAAAAUAAGAAAAACACUUGAAAUAAUUGGUACACAAAGCAUUGCAUAUAUGUUAUGUUGUGUUGUGAGGAAUUAACCGAUAUCCGAAUAAUGAAUUGUCUCCAAAAGCAAUAAAUCUUUUGAACCCCUGCACCUAUUUAUUAACCUUAUUUGUGAGAAAUGUGUGAAUGUAAAAUGUGCUCGGACCUCAUUAGACAUAAGAUUGAUGCAAAUGGUUUGCUUUGUUUUUCUCCAUUUUAUCUGGAGCGCUCACAUAAGAUCUCACAAGUGUCAUUCGUGCUUCUCCAUUUGUGGAGGAAUAUUGUGUGAGAGUCGGGCAUAUUCACCACACAGUUAUCAGAAUAACUCUAAUUAGGCUAUUUUUAACACAUCCUUUUAAACUGCUCUUGGGUGUUUACAUUUGCUAAUGACAGCCUGAGCAAAAAUCAUCUAUCAGCAAGCAUCAUCGUCAUCGCCACUGACACGUUAACAUGGAUCCUCUCCCAAGGAAAACGCCACCUUCCCAUGCUGCUUCCCGUAGUUAUGUAAAAGCACGCACACGCAUGUGCAUCUAAACAGUACAUUUAUGUGAAAUGUUUACAUUUGCACAUUGCACUACAGACAACCCAAGCAAAAUAAUUAAUAGGCACCGAAGCAUUUUUGCUCCAGUAAAUACAAGACAGCUCUUUCAAGCCAGUGCAUUCGCCAGAUUACACCGGUUGUAAAAACUACUUUACAUUUCUGUCAUUUAUAUUUCAAUUUAGUUUACCGUCAACUUGAAAAAACAGUCGAAUAACUCCACUCCCGGUUGUUGUUUAGUCGGCAAGCAAAGAACAUGAAUCACUUCAAUAUUUUUUUAGGGACAUCAAAUUUGCCUGAGGUAUUCAGCAUUGGCUUUAUGGUGACCUUGUUAUGCUACCAUGGUAUUUUUAAUCUUGUAAGUUAUCAUCAUAAUAUUGCAACGGGGACUUUUGCGGUGAUAUUUGUGGAGGGUCAUUUAAUUCAUGGAGGGGGAGCAUUCACAGGGCUGUUUUUAGCGUCUAAUAACACAGGCUCUGUGGCUCCAUCUCGUGGUCUUUCGGAGGAAAAGCAGAUAACUGCCACCUUUUAUAGCAACGGUUGUUUGCUUCUUUCAGAAAAUAAACCAUUCACAGCGCAUCACGGGAUGUAAUGUAGUAUUCUCUCGGGAGGCUCAGUCUGGUAAACACUGAGGGGGGGGGCCGAGCCGUCUCAUUAUUGUUUGCCCCCAUCGGUGUGCAGUGAGGUUUUAACGACUGACAAAAACAUUUUUCUUUGGUCAGUGUGAUAAACUGUUGUAAAUUGCCUGAUCCAGCAGCUUCCAGGUUACAUUAUUUGUCAUGAAGGUUCCCUCUGAAUUAUUAUGACUGUGGCAUCUAGAAUAGAUAGAGUGGACUGUUUAUUAGAUCCUUGUUCUCCAUCAUUAUAACAAAUACAGAUUAACAGCUCACGCAUGCAUGUUGUGCCAAGGUUUGUGGAGCUACACACCUCCAAGGCCAGCAGGUCAUGUUGCUUCUCUGCAUGUCAGUAAUUUGAUAAGAGCAGUCUCCGGGCAACCAGUGCUUACUGCUUCAUUAUACCUGACGGGACAUCUAUGACGUGCUCUUUCAAACGCACACAUAAGACACACACACACACUCUGCUGUGUUGAGCUUCUGCCCUGGCAAUGAUGGCAACUCUUUUGGAUCCCCACAAGCACUUCUCUGCAGAGCAGCAUGCCAUCAGACGGCUGGACGCUGGACCGGAAACUGGUGUUGCCGACCAGCCUUUCGCUCCAUGUCACCCCCGUGCUGAGCGCGUCAACCCGGCUCCUUCACGAGACGACGUCCCACUGCUGGAUCCUUGCUGCGGUCACCUGAGCGCUGGAGCCGAGGUGUACCUGGGGGUCAGGGCUCGACCCAGAUUCAUAGAUGUUCCGCAUGUGGCCUCUGCCCUGUGGGUUCCUCCGGGUUUCAAGGAGACGCCACUCGCGGCUGCAAACCCCUCUGGGAUCUGCGCCGACCUGAGGGAAGACAAGGCCUGGAACUCCAGGGGGAUCCCUGAUGCAGUGUUGAGAGCAAGACUCAGUGGUUCGACUGAUCCUGUUCCAUCACACUCACACGCAAUGUCGCUUAACGGAUUCCCCUUUAAACACGCGGGAACUCAGGAUUCCUUCUCUUGUGAUACGAGGCCACGGAGAAGCAACUCUCUGGCAGUUCUGCGCUACAGAUACACUUCUGCAACACAGAGGGGUUAUGAGGAAGUUUGUUGGGAUUCAAAAUUACCUCCGCGCUUGAAGGCACCAGACAGCACCCUUGAGAAAUUGACCGACCCAGUGAGUGAGCUGACCUCAUGGAGGCGCUGCGGGGGUCGACCUCGGCGGGGGCCGGUGAGCCAUGGACAGCAAACGGUGACAAACUCUGCCCAGGCUGCAGCUCGGUGCUUUUCUUUCUCUGCAGCUGUGGGAUUUCAGAGGUUUAAACUCAAUCACAAGCGAAAGAAGGAAAUUCUCCGCAGUAGUGGAACUGCUGUGCUGGAGUUAUUAGGCAGUGGGUGGUUUUCAAGAAAAAAUCAAUUUAAUUGUGUUAUCUGAAUAUAAUUAAGGUUAGAUUAAAAAAAGGAAUUGCUGUUUUCUUCUAUAAUUAAAAUUAAAUAUUUGAUGCGAGUGAAAGGUAUAAAAGAGACAUUCCAUUAUGUUUGAAAUGAGUUCCAGCUCAUCUUGUAUUAUUUGUGCUGCGCAUCAAUAUGCCUCUUGUGCCUUUAUGGUCUGCAAUUCUAAUCAUAUACACCUACGGGUCGAAUUCACGGAAUUUGUUGUUUCAGGGUGGUAGUUGAAUUCCCAUCACGCCGUUCUCCUCACUCAGGGGCCUCCCUCACCACGGCAACACUGCUGUAGGAUCAAUGUCAGGCGGCUGGGGGCACCGAGGCUCUGCUCUCUGCGGGUCGUGUUACUGCACUUACCACAGUUUCACAAGCGUCUGGAGAGCUGUUGUUCAAGUAAUGUUCAAAUGCGAAAGGUCUCUCUGGAGCCAUUGUUUGGUUGGUCCUCUCUGGGCUACAGAAACAUGGCGGACUACAUGAAGAUGACCAAUUAACUUUGUAGAAAUGAAUGGAACUUUAUAUUUACACACACAUAUAUAUAUUAUUCCAUUUCUUCCAGUAAAUCCCCUGAAAUGAAAACACACUGGCUCUUUUAAAAAAUUCAGCACAUGCUCAGGUUUAACCUGACCCACAAUUAAAACAGCAUAAAAAUUGUAGCAAGCAGUAUAAGUCUUUUACUAUUUUACGUUUUUCCUACUGCCAACAAUAUGUUGCAACUGCUCUCAGCGAGCUGCUUUCAUGGAACUGCUGUUUCAUGUUGCUCGGGUCGUCUUUUCUGACAAUCAUCAGAGCUGCUGUAGCUGCUUUCAGUAGCAGCCCUGAGUGCAUUGGCUAAUUAUUUUUCAUACACUUGGAUUUCGUUAUUUCAUGCGUUUCAACUUCUUCGUGACAGCCACAAAGGAACCACGCUGGGGCGUUCGGCCCUCUAAACUGGGACACAACACAGCCCUCUGUCUGUGUUGUGUGCGUAUGUUUGAGUUUCUUUCUCACUGCAUUGGCCCAGUUUACGUCGCACCCCUCCGGAUAACUACUAAUAAAUACUUGCAAAGCACGCACUCGGACCUCGCUGUAGCUUAUUUCUCGGCGCCACAGGCUUCCAUAGAUCAGAAACUGUUAAAACACUUCAAUGAGCCGAGCUGUUGAGUGAAAUGCUCUUUCAUAACUACGACCAUAUUAUAGUUACCGACAGUGAAAUGCUCUUUCACAACUAAGAGCAUUUCACCGUUGGUAAUUCUGACUCCAUCCCCCGCACACCGUCCUCCGGCUGUUACUCUUCAAACAGAGUGAAAACGUGUAUUAAUCAGCGACUGAAAGCAGUCCCCUACGAAAUGCCUUAUCAGAAUCAGAAGCCGUUUAUUACCACGUAUAUUACAGGUACUGGAAUUUGUUGUGGUGAUUGGUUCUUCCAGUCGGAGUUGGGUACGUGCGGCUGGGAGAGAGUUUGUCCUGCAGUAUAGAGACGGGAUAAUUGUGUUGAAUGCAGAGCUGAAGUCCACAAACAGGAUCCUGGUGUAGGUUUCUGGGGAGUCCAGAUGCUGGAGGAGGAAGUGGAGGGCCAUGUCGACAGACCUGUUGGUUCUGUAGGCGAACUGCAGGGGGCCCUUGUCCCUUAAACUCCCGAUGGCUGAGGUCUCCUUUCUUAAAGUCCCGGAGGACAAUGAUUGAACAGUGUCCACUGUGCGUUGGCAUGUGGAGGCAUGAAAACACCAACCAGUGUGAAUGAAGCGAACUCACGGGGGGAGUAGAAGGGUUCAUAAUAAUAAUAAUAAUAAAGAUGAUAUUUAGAUAGAUUUCAGAUGCGGAGAAAAGUUUUGUUGUAUCAUUUAUUUAUUUGACCUUUAUUUUACCGGGUAAAGUCAAUUGAGAACCAAUUCUCUUUUACAAUGAUGACCUGGCCAAAGGCAGCAGCACAGUGACACAGGUGACACAAACUGUCACGGUGUGGUUUUAUUUCCUGUCUUAUUUUGUAGUUUUCUGCCUCUCGUGUCCCCGGGUAACUUCAC